Alternaria viburni is the source of this 840-nucleotide messenger RNA. RefSeq lists its product as uncharacterized. Lineage: Eukaryota; Fungi; Ascomycota; Dothideomycetes; Pleosporales; Pleosporaceae. The record is from RefSeq and is a predicted model, not a curated record. Bases 1 to 840 code for a protein of 279 amino acids. The transcript is spliced from 2 exons.
AUGAACCAGCAGGUGUCCGGGCCGUGGGAGUGGUUAUUCGGCUGCCUGGAACCUGGGUACGAAUAUGUGUGUAUCCUUGACUAUUCCUACGAUCAGGAAUACAAGAUGGAUCUAGCAAUCUUCGACACGCCAUCGGUUCCUAAUGAGCCUUGUUUGGGCAAGCACUCUGCAAGCCCGUCGAAGGCGCUGUUUAGAGCAGCUUUUGGCAGCUCCAGGCCGCCUGAGCAGAGCCCAACUCCGGUUCGAUAUGCUGACAUCGAUCGAUACUUGCUCGAAGUGCCUGAGAGUUGCGUUCUCGAUCUGAACCUCAGCAAUCGUGCCCAUGCAUCCUUGCAUGGCAGUAUGCGCAAGCUCAUCUACGAAGCCAAAGAGCUGAUUGCAAAGCAUUUGCGUGUGUUGCCCACCAUCAUGGGCGCAAAACAAAUACCAAGAGACCUUCGAAGAGUCUAUCAGACGGCGAAUAUGAUCUUCCCGUUACCAGGACAGAUACAGACGUGGGGAGAUUUUGUGCCGUACGUACAAGAGGUCUUCGAACACGGCAUCAACACUGAAGCUCGCAUGUUGAUCCUGCAGGCGAUUCAUUUCCAGGAGCUCCGUGAGCUCGAUGAGAGGGAACAAAAAGAGAGGGCGAAGCAUGCCUCAGCAUUAGCCAGAACGACCAGGUCGAAAGAGAAAAAACGGUCGUUGAUGGACACGAAGGAGAAGCCUGGGACUGAACCGUUAGCAUACGCCGCAUACUCCCUCAAAGACAAAAACGAGGAACUAUCCGCAAAACCACGAACAAAGCAAAGCCUCUGGCUCCGAAGUCUCAAGGGCUAUUUGGAGCAGCCAAGGCGAUAA